Molecule: messenger RNA, 2422 nt
Organism: Leguminivora glycinivorella
Lineage: Eukaryota; Metazoa; Arthropoda; Insecta; Lepidoptera; Tortricidae
Exons: 12
Coding region: 160-1836 (558 amino acids)
Molecular function (GO): protein binding
Source: RefSeq, a predicted model, not a curated record
AGUACGCAGGACAGUCUUAUUGAAGGAAUAGUGAACGGAGAAGCCGAGUUGGACUCCCAAGAUGCAAGUAUACAAAGAGACGGAUCAGUGCACGGGGACGGGCUCGCAGUUGACAGUGGAAUUGACCCGGAAGUGACGGAGCUUAUAAAUAAUGCAAACAUGGAAAUGUUGGCGGCAUUGGUUCUGAAUGGAGAAGGAUCAAGAUUAGUUGGUAGACGUUCAGGGAAUUCUGAACUGCAAGCGUUUUUAGACAAUGUUUCAACUUACAUGCAAAAAAUAAAUAAGGUUCACCUGGCAGCCAGGGAAGGUAAUAUUAGAGAGCUUCAAGCAGCGUUAGACCGGCGGAAAUUUGCCAUAGCAAGAGAUUCUAUCUCACCCAAUGGUGCCACACCUUUGCAUAUAGCAACAGUUUUUGGAAAAACUAAUAUUAUGAAAUAUUUAGGUGGAAGAUUCCCUGAAACGCUCUCAGCGGUGGAUUUUGAAGGCAGAACAGCAUUACAUUAUGCAGCUGUGUUGCCAGACAAUGGUCACUAUUAUAAUUUACUGCAACAGCUAGGAGCCAAUGCAAAGGAUUUAGAUGAUAAUGGUCGAUCGGCGGAAGAUUAUUACAAAACUCCAAGUUUAUUGCCGUUUAAUCAGCUAAUUGCGGACUUUGGCAUAGACGAGGAAACAGCCAAAGAAAUGUUAUCGGACAAAGGUACGGACCACGUCGCCAACGGCCAUAUGGACACUCCCAUCUUUCGGACCGACGAGGGCAGAUACCUCGCCAAGUCUCUCGGCGAUCCUUUGAUCAAAGGGUUGACCGAAGUGGCUAAUGUGAAGCCGAAGGACCCGGUGGCGUUUCUCGCGAGUUUCUUGCACAAUUUCCCGGAGAAUGAGAAACCACGAUUAGGUACGCAGGAAUCAAAUGUGUUAGUGACACACGGGCCGCCCGAAGUGGAGAACGAGCAGCCGCCACCAGAAACACACGCCUUGUCGAGAAGCGCGACGCGCACGGCGACCAGGCCACGGCCUAUUGAUGUUAUCACUGUGGAUCCCCGGACGGAGAGCAGCCCAGAUGCUCCAGAAGCAGCGUUCAGCAGCGCUGAUAGGGACGAACACGGCCAGUCGAUGCUCCACUUCGCGGCCGCACGCACACACACGCGCAACGCCCUGUUCCAGCUCCUUCAAGAGUCUGACGUCAACCUCGCCUUUAGAGACGAGUUGUACCGAACUGCGAGGGAUGUGUCUCUACAGGCCAAUGUACCAGAGAACACUGCUGAGAUAGAUCGAUGGGUGCUGCAUCUAGCUGCUAGAGGUAACAAGGAGAAGAUAAUGGAGCUGUUCCUAGAAGGCUACGACCACAUACUGGACGUCGUGGACGACGAGGGCGUGCCGAUCACCGACGUCGUGGCCAGUCGCGACACCGAGAUGAGCAACGUGCUUGCUUCGAUACCUGCUUUCGAGGACUCCCGAGACGCCCUUCACAGCGCGAUAAGAAGAGGAGACCUGACAGCGGUGGAGAGCACGCUGGCUGCCGAAGGCGGGCGCACCCUGGCCCGGGGGAAGAGCUCCUUCGGCAGGACAGCGCUCCACGUGGCCGUGCUGGCGCAGCACGAGGAGAUCGUGGCGCUGCUGGCUUCCAAGUGCCCGGAGCUGCUGCGGUUUGGAGACAAUCUGGAGCGCACACCCCUCCACUACGCAAUGGGAGUGGAAAAGAUGGAGUCCCUAAGCCGCGUCCUCAUCCGAGCCGGCGCCAAGCGUGUCCUGAAGGACCUGAAGGGGCGCCAGCCGUCCUACUACUUCAUGAACAAGUCCGAUGUCCUCAGGCUUAAGGAGGAGGAGGAGAUUUACUGACAGAAGCCGGCCUAGUUGCCGCGCAUCGUGGUCGAGGAUCUGGGAUGAUUGUUCUUGUUCUUUGUUGUCUUCUAAUCUGCCUUUGCCACAGAACUAGUAUAGGAACACGAAUUAUGCCUGAAUUAGACGGCGUGCGAACUCGCAUGCGAUUUUAGUAGGGCUGUUGAGGUUACAUACAAUUUCUCGUCUCGUAUGAGAGUUCUCGUACCGUCUAAAUGGGCCCUUAUUCAGUGGCAAAAAUCAGGACUAACCUACUGUUUCAUGAAUAAGUCAAACAUCAGGCUCAAGUAUGAGAUUUACUGAGAAUUAUGGAUUUCGGAUGAUUAUUCUAGUUCCUUUAUGGUCUUCUAAUGUUCUUGCACAGUUCCAAAGGGUAAUCAUAUCAAUAUCAAUAGUUAUGUCCGUAUUUCUAAUACGUAUUUCACUGCUAUCAUAACUGAAUUGAGAUUGAGAGAGAUUGAUUGAGAUAUCAUAACUGGAUUGAGACGUGAAUUGAGAUUUUUUCUAGCAAGAAGCUUCAAAUUGGUAAAUAUCGAAUAGCUCUCUAAAAAUCAAACAAUUUAAGACGGCAUGAUCAAUAUUAUCA